AACAGUAAUUAAAUGCAGAUAAGUUAAUGUAUCAGUGGUUUAAUUCAUACAAGUUUAGCAAAUAGAAUUAAAGGUGAACAAAUAAUAUUGAUAUGAUGACAAUAGUUACAUGGUUUGGUGGCUCAAAUUUUAAACAGGUCAGUUUUAAUACAGACAAGUGGAGCAUAGUCGUCAAGUUAAUUGGAACAAUGUGAUAUAUUAGGACGUCUUUUAUAUAUAUAUAUUGGUUGGAUUAUAUAACUUUGAGGACCAUAAUCUGGUCUCCGGAAUACUUACCAAAAUGGUGUUUAAUUAUCAAUCUAAUUAUGAUAGGGGAUAUGUUGUGGAAUAUUUAGACAGUAAUACAUCAAAGAGGUGUGAAGGAUUCAUAUUGUUACCAGCUGAAAACCUCUGGCAUGAAGGGGUUCGUGGAUCUCUCUAUCUCAUUGCUUUACUUUAUCUCUUUCUUGGAGUGGCUGUUGCCUCAGAUAUAUUCAUGAAUAGUAUUGAAGUGAUGACAAGCAAGAAAAGAACCAUUACAAGAGUAGACCCAGAGAACCCUGACCAUAUUGUCACUAUAGAAGUAUUAGUAUGGAAUGAAACAGUGGCUAAUUUAACAUUGAUGGCUCUAGGUAGCAGUGCUCCAGAAAUUCUCUUGGCUGUUAUAGAGCAGGUUCUAGUCUUAGGAGAAGAUCAAGGAGAUUCUCUUGGCACAUUUACUAUCAUAGGAAGUGCAGCUUUUAACUUAUUUGUCAUAACUUCUAUAUGUAUUGUCAGUGUUCCUUCACCAGAUGUUAAAUCUAUAAAGGAGUUUGGAGUGUUUUUAACCACAACUUUUUAUUCCGUAUUUGCCUAUGUUUGGAUGUUACUUGUUGUUCAGGUUAUAUCUCCCGGAGAGAUUGAAUGGUGGGAAGCAUGGCUUACCAUAGCUUUCAUGCCAUUGUUUGUGUUGCAUUCAUAUGCUCAAGAUAGUGGGUGGUGGUGUCAUAAGUGUUGUAAAGGAGCUUCUGUGUCGGAUGAAACAGGAGAUAAACCAGCAAUAAGAGUAUUUACCCAUCAUGCCAGGAAAGGUUCAAUCACAGGACAUGCUGUACCUGGACAAGAAUUACACAUGUUAGAGGCUGCACAUAGAAACAAAACUCACCAAUUAAGUGUGAUCAGCCUGCAUAAUAGUUUGGCUGCAGAUAAACACAAUUAUCUCAAGAGUGCUUCAUCAACAAAGUCACCAAAUAAAAUAUCAAUCGAUAUUGAUAGUAGAGACAGUGAUCAGACCGACACAGAGAGUAUAGACAGUAAACAUGGAGUGUCAAAACAUGGUGACACUAAGGUGUUUGCUAGAGCAAGUAAACCUGGUCCAAGACCCCUGCAUUCCAGGGCAAAAUUUCGCCAUGCAGUUGUAAGUGCUAUGACUGGACAUAAACCUACCAAAAGACAUGGCAGUGCUGGAAAGACCAGGAUGUCAGAUAUUGUGUCUGCUGUACAAGGCAUUCAGGAUGUGUCUAAGAAAGGUUACAUGCCUAGCUCCAAAAAUCUAGGUGCUCUGUUUUACUUUCCUUAUAUAGUUGACGACCAGUUAUAUGGGAAAUUUACAUUUUCAUCACAAGUAUAUGAAGUAUUAGAAAGCAAAGGUCAACUAGAAAUAGACAUCUUGUUCCAUAGAAAGAUACCUCAGAACAAGAAUAGUGGUGGAUUACAGAUCAUGGGAAUACUGAAGAAUGGCCAGACAGUAAUGAUGAAUGAAACUGCUGUGGAUCAAAAGUUUAAAGAUGUCAGUGUAGAGUAUGAAACUAGAGAAGGUUCAGCUAAAGCAGGAAGUAAAUUCAAAUAUACCAGUGGAACUCUGAAAUUUGCAGAAAAUGAGUAUAAGAAAACAGUUAUAAUACCAAUCAUUCAAGACAAUCAGUACACAGGGAAUGCAGAUUUCUUCAUCCUUCUGAAAAAUCCGUCCUCUGGAGCAGGAAUUGGUGAUCCAAGUGUUGGUAGAGUUAACAUUGUAGAUGAUGAUGCACCUGGUGAGUUCCAGUUUCAAGACAGUCAUGUUUUUGCAAAAGAUGGAAAGAUUACGGUUAAAAUUAUCAGGGAAAAGGGUUAUGAUGGAAAGGUUACUUUGGAAUAUAGUACACAUGAUGUGACUGCAGUUGGGGGAGAGAGUUUGAAGGAGAAUGACUAUGUUGCUGUCGAUCAUUCUCAUAUAGAAUUCAAACAUCAAGAAAAGUUUAAAACCAUUGAUGUCAAAGUUAGCAAAGAGGCCAAGUUUGAACAUGGCCAGGGUUCCAAGAGUUUUAUUGUGACCAUUAAGAAUCCAUCAGUUGGAGCUAAAGUAGGAAAGACAGCUACAGUUGUCUGUCAUAUAAAUAAAGAAACUUUAGACGACAGAAUAGCUGAUGUGGUAGCUGAUAUGGAAGAAGAGGAAGAUAUAACAUGGGGAGCACAGUUUUAUAAUGCAUUUAGUAUUGGUGGAGAGAAAGAUGAAGAAGGAAACAAUAUCACACCUAAAUGGCAUGAAUUUCUAUUACAUUUCCUUACUUUCUUCUGGAAAGUUGUAGGAGCAUGUAUACCUCCAACGAAAUAUAUGGGAGCAUGGCCAGCAUUUGUUCUUUCACUGCUGUAUAUUGGAGUAUUAACAUUGUUUAUUCAGCAAUUAGCUGGCUUGCUUGGUUGUGUAAUAGGUCUAGAAACCAGUGUUACUGGUAUAACUCUCAUUGCUCUGGGAACCAGUUUACCUGAUACAUUUGCUAGUCGUACAGCAGCUAAACAAGAUGAGCACGCUGAUGCAGCCAUUGGCAAUAUUACUGGUAGUAAUAGUGUAAAUGUAUUCCUUGGACUUGGUUUACCUUGGGUGUUAGCCACCAUGUAUGGAAUAGCUAUUGAUAAACCGUAUAAAGUGAAAACAGGAAACCUGACAGUCAGUGUCAUUAUUUUCUGUGUUUUGGCAGUUAUCUGUAUAGCUACACUCAUAUUAAGGAGAAAGCUUGUUGGUGGAGAACUAGGAGGCAAAAAUGCUACUGUAAAAUGGAUAACAAGUUUCUUGUUGUUUACACUGUGGAUUAUUUACAUUGUCCUGUCAUCUUUAAGGGCAUACAAUAUUAUCACUUGGUAAAUAAUGUUAUCAAAAGGGAACUUAUGCAUUAUACUGAAGAAGUAUGUAUCUGAAAGGUUUAUCUACAUAUUAUGACAUACAUAACAGGAUAUUUGUUUGUUAGCUUUUUAGAAUUUUUAAAUGAAAAAAGCUGAAAUGUUGAAGGAAUUUCACAAUUUAUGAAUACAAAAUGUUAAAACAUUUUACAUUAUUAAUUUAUUUUAUUACAAUUUUAUGCAUUAAUUUUGUUUUAUUUUUUUUGCUACACAAGAUGAGCUUGACAUUUAUUUUAAAAGUUCCUUAUGUUCCUUCUUUAAAUAUUUUUGUUUGUCUAUGUUUGAGUGUUGACAGGGUAUGACAGUGUUUUAUUUAUAUGUUAGUAGAAUAUUUGACAAAAUCAGUUUGAUUGAUAAUUGUAUGUUGCUCAUAUUACACCUAGUCAUAGCAGUCAAAAAAUCAAAAUUACAUAGAGCAGUUUAAAUUAUUCCUUAGGCAAAUGUUGUAAAUGCCUUCAUGGCAAGCCACAAUUUCAAAAAUACUAGCCAUUGUUCAUACAUGAAUUAUGUAUGUGACCAGAUCCAUCAAGUGAAAAUAAAAUUGAGAGAUGGUAAAUCUGAAAAUCAUUGAUAAUUAUAUGAGUAUUAUCAUGAUAAAUAUGAUAUGAUAUUUUAAGGGUAAAAUUAAACAGACAAUUUAUGACAUUAUCAUCACACAUUUUAAAGAAUAUAAAAAAUAAUCUUUUAGUAGUGUUAAAUUUUACAUUGCUAUACAUAAUUUUUUUGAAAUAAUUGAAUUCUUCAAGUAUUUGUUCUUAUUCUGCUGUAAGAGAGAUAUGUGAUCACCAAUUUUUUGUUAAACAAUUGCUGAAAGGAAAAAACAGGCAGUUAUGUUACAACAAGGUUUAUUGAUAUUAGAAGUUAUGCUUAGAAAUAAUUCAAGACUGUAUUUGGCAUUUAUAUAUAUACAUAAAUACAUUUAUUUAUGAUAUUAACCAUUAGUAUUAUUUUACAUGUAAAUAUAUCUUUAGAAAACCAGUUGUGCAUGUUAUUAGUGCUAAUAUAGCAUUUGAAUCUCUAUGAAGCAAACUGUGAUCAACUGUUAUAUUUUUAUUAUUGUUUAUUUUUUUGUUUAUUUUCUUGUUUUUGUAAAUAUUAUCAGUGUUGUAUAUCUUUUGAAAACCAUUAGUUAUGUCAUAUUUUUGUGUAUAGCGUAGAAUUUUACUUUUACAUUCCGUUGCCAAAUACACAGUAGAAAAAAAUAUACAUAUUAAAUUCUACACAAAUAGCAUAAUUAUUUGAUUCUGUAUGUAUAUACUUGUUUUUGAGUUGCUGUUUAAUAAUUUAAUUUUGUUUUUGUUUAACAGAAUAUUGAUUAUUAGUGCAAGUUUAAAUCAAACAUUUUUAAAAAUUUGACAUCUUUGUUUUUCACUGCCUGGCAGUAUUUGGAAUGGUAAAAUAUAUAUCCUGUACUGCCAGUUAAUCUAAAAGCACUCAUUGGACAUAAAAAUGUUAUAAACUCAAAACAAAUUAUUCUGCAGAUGUAAAUGUGUUAUGUUUUACCAAAGAAGAUAUUAGUUAAUUAUUUUAAGAAUAAGUAUUAAGUAGUGGAAAUUUGCUGUGAUACAUGUUUGUAUUAGGUAGCAAUAAUGAUUAAUAACUUCUCAGUGCUUGAUUUUAACAGUACGUCAGUUGUAUUCUAUUUUGGUUUAGUUUAUGUUUUUCUUACUUGUCAUCAAUAUGAAAAGAGAUAAAUGAAGUUUACAGUUUUUACUAGACUAUGAUAGACAUGCACUACAGAUAAGCUUUUUAUCAGAUCCAUCUACAGGCAGUUGACUACAAGUCAUAUUACAAAAGUAACCUUACAAUGUAUAUAGAAACUAUUUGAAAAAUUGUUUACUGAGUGAUUAAAGAUGAAAAGUGCUUGUUUGGAUGAUGACAGAUCUAUAGUACUAGUUUGAUAUCUGAAAUAGUACCAACUAUUGUUUAUUUUGUUGUUACAGUAAUCUGAAUUACAUUGGUUUGCUAAUUAAAGCAGUUGUUUUCUAUGUUUGUAAAAAUUUAACGUAAUAAAGGUUUGAUUUUUUA
Molecule: messenger RNA, 5142 nt
Organism: Mytilus trossulus (common blue mussel)
Lineage: Eukaryota; Metazoa; Mollusca; Bivalvia; Mytilida; Mytilidae
Product: sodium/calcium exchanger 1-like
Exons: 23
Coding region: 281-3079 (932 amino acids)
Biological process (GO): sodium ion transmembrane transport; cell communication; calcium ion import across plasma membrane
Cellular component (GO): postsynapse; axon; sarcolemma
Molecular function (GO): calcium:sodium antiporter activity
Source: RefSeq, a predicted model, not a curated record